CUCCUCAUUUCCCCCUCAUUUUCCCCCCAGCUUGCCUGUCAACCAUCAGCCAUCAUCAUCAUCAUCCACCAUCCUCCAUGUGUUCCUGCGCAUUCCAACCUCCCGCCCCUUUCCAAGUUCCAAUCUGACCUCUCGACGUGCCGUCCGUGGACCUUACUGCAUAUACAUCCACUUCCCCAUGUGCCGUCGUCAUCCUGUAGUCUGGCUGCAUCCUGUACCGAAGAUGAGGGUCAUUCUGGGGUAAUAUCUCCGUCCCCUUACCCCGCGUUGACGGGUUUGAAUUACUGCGAGUCUCCCAAUUCUGGCAUCAAUACCCAAGGCUUCACUCACCACCCUCACAUUGACCCACACCGUCUUGUUGCUCGUGCUGAUGCCGACAGCGUAUACCCGGGCAGGGAAUGCCGGAAAAGCCGUCCCAGGAAAUGAGUCUUUUCCCGCAGCCAUCCGUCAGGGAAAGCUCGACGACGACAACAGGUAGCAAUGAACUGUAGGGAGACAGGCAGACAGACACCCUCACACCCUCACACCUAACACAUAUAUAUAUAAACAUACAGGGAGACCAAGCACGAUGUAGCCCCAACUGCAUUGCUCUAGCCUUCUUCAACUCGGCCGAAUAGCUCCCCCCCCCCCCCCCCCCCCCCAGUGAAGCUGUGUCACAAUGAAGAUAUCGACGCCCCUUUCCCUCCUCUUCGGGGCCCUCGCCUCCUGGCCAUCUCUCGCCGCCGCCGCGACCCCUUCGGGCCCGGCCACGACAUACGCGGCAUGCCAGAAGAAGACGUGCAACAAUCCCUUCGACGGGUGUCCCCCAAACACCCUCUUCGUCAGCAAGUCUUCGCGCCACGCAAACUUCACCACCAUCCAGGCCGCCAUCGCCUCCCUUCCCAACAACACCACCCCCUACUUCAUCCUCAUCGCCCCCGGAAACUACACCGAGCAGCUCAAUGUCACCCGCUCGGGGCCCUUGACCCUGCUGGGCAUGACCGACGACCCAGCCUCGGGACUCCUGUACUCGGACGUGAACCCCGACACCACCGCCUCCAACGCCAACGAGGUUCAGGUGUGGUGGAACGCCGCCAACCACAACGUCGCCUUCCCGGAUAACGCCUACACGAGCGUGUUGACCGUCGGCCCCAACCUCAACGCCACCCUGACCGGUUCCGGCCCCACCGGCUUCCCCGUGCCCGAGGACACCCCCUUCGGCUGCACAGACUUCCGCGCCUACAACAUCGACUUCCGCAACGACGAGUACCCCUUCUCCAACGGGCCCGCCCACGCCGUCGGCGUCAGCAGGGCCAACGCCGGCUUCUACUCGUGCGGCCUCUACAGCUACCAGGACACCCUCUACGUCGGCAAACUGGGUAACGCCUACUUCUACGACAACGUCAUCGCCGGCCAGACCGACUUCCUCUACGGCUUCGGCACCGCCUACAUUCAGAAUUCCACACUCUCUCUGCGCAACUGCGGUGGCGGCAUCACCGCCUGGAAGGGCACAAACACGACCUUUGACAACAAGUACGGCGUCUACAUCUCAGACUCCCAGGCCAUCGCCGCCAACGCCUCCAUCGCCCAGACCAUCCGCGGCGCCUGCCCCCUCGGCCGGCCCUGGAACGCCCAGCACCGCUCCAUCUUCAUGGAGUCCUACUUCGACGCGAGCAUCAAGCCCCAGGGCUACAUCCAAUGGGGCGCCACCGACAACCGCAUCAAUAACUACACCUUCAUGGCCGUCUACGACGACCGCGGCCCGGGAUGGACCCCCGCCCAGAUGGCCGCCAGCAACAUCACAAAGGUCCUCGAUGCCGCCGCCGUCAAGCCCUACAGGAACCCCGUCGACGUCUUCCAGACCGCCGAGGGCACGUUUGGCUUCGUCUCGUGGAUCGAUCAGAGUGUAUUGAGAACGGCGUGAUGUCUGCAGGGUACGCGAGACCUCUGCCGCCGGACUGAGAAGCAACAGCAAGAACCAUAGUAAAGUACAUGUAGUGUGAGUCUAGACAGGCAGGAAGAGUAAUAACCUAAUCUUUCUUCCGUCUGGACGAUUGUUAGCCAUUCA
Molecule: messenger RNA, 2047 nt
Organism: Colletotrichum destructivum
Lineage: Eukaryota; Fungi; Ascomycota; Sordariomycetes; Glomerellales; Glomerellaceae
Product: Putative pectinesterase, catalytic, pectin lyase/virulence factor
Exons: 2
Coding region: 659-1903 (414 amino acids)
Biological process (GO): pectin catabolic process; cell wall modification
Molecular function (GO): pectinesterase activity
Source: RefSeq, a predicted model, not a curated record